This is a messenger RNA of Cloeon dipterum, 2885 nucleotides long. RefSeq names its product protein IWS1 homolog. The record is from RefSeq and is a predicted model, not a curated record. NCBI's taxonomy places the organism in Eukaryota, Metazoa, Arthropoda, Insecta, Ephemeroptera, Baetidae. Gene Ontology annotation, biological process: poly(A)+ mRNA export from nucleus. Bases 163 to 2454 code for a protein of 763 amino acids. Gene Ontology annotation, cellular component: nucleus. The transcript is spliced from 9 exons.
UUGGUAAUAGUGUUUCAAUAUGGCGUGCUAAGGAGACAUGGAAAAGUAGUGACUCGCAGACCAAACCGCUUUCGCUUCUUCAAUCCUAGCUUUUAUUCGAUUAAGAACGCUUCCUGCUCGUUAUUUUGCGAUAACCAACGUUUAGCUGAAUUUUUAAUUACAAUGGAUACUGGCGAAGAAGAGGCACUCUCGCCGAAUUCGGGGGACAAUUCUGCCUCCAGCCCAAUGUCUAAUGAUAAUAGUGCUUCAAAAGCGAAUAGCCCGCCAGCAUCACCUACCGCAUCUGCAUCUCCCCGGAGCGCAUCUGGAUCGUCUAGGUCACGCAGCAACUCGCCAGCCAACCCUAAAUCCCCUGAUUCUGAAAGGUCGAAUGAUGGAGUUGCGUCCCCAGCCAGAUCCAGGCAGGCAUCCGAGUCCCCAGACAGGAAUGGAAAUGAAUCUCCUAGUAGCAGGCAAGGGUCUGCGUCCCCAAGGUCAUCAAGAAAAGGCUCAAGGUCUCCAAGAUCUCCUGUAGGGUCAAAUCGAUCCAGGUCUGCUUCAGGAUCCCGCUCUCGUUCUGGUUCGAGGAAAGGCUCUGCUGCAGGCUCAAGGGCGUCUUCAAAAGCUUCACAACGAGGAUCGCCAGCCCCUGACAGAUCGCGCUCUCGGUCAGGCUCCAGAGCCGCCAGUGCGGCUUCAAGGUCCAGAAGUCGUUCAGCAAGUGGUUCGAGGAAAGCGUCAAGGUCGCCAAGUGGCUCAAGAAAAGGAUCCAGAUCGCCCAGUGGCUCCAGGAAAGGGUCCCGGUCAAGAAGUGGGUCAAGGGAAAGAUCAGCCUCACCUGCCAGGUCACGGUCUGGUUCUAGAAAAGGUUCUAGAUCACCCUCUGGAUCACGGUCAAGAUCAAGGUCAGGAAGUGGCUCCAGGCGUGGCUCCCGAUCUAGGUCUGGAUCUCGAUCAAGGUCUGGUUCUCGCAGAGGCUCCAGGUCGCCCUCUGGGUCUAGGAAAGGCUCUAGGUCUAGGAGUGGCUCAAGGUCUGCCGCUGGUUCUAGGAAGGGAUCAAGAUCUAGGUCUGGGUCAAGAAAAAGUUCCCGGUCACGCUCAGGCUCUAGGAAAGGGUCUAGGUCUCGCUCAGGAUCAAAGGCAUCAAGGCGCAGUUCAAGGUCAAGGUCUGCGUCCAGUCGACGUUCCAGAUCUGGCUCGCGUGGCAGCUCUCGUUCUAGAAGUAGGUCUCGGUCGGGCUCUCGCUCAAGAUCAGGAAGUCGCCGGUCUAGGUCUAGGUCUGGCUCGCGGUCCAAGUCUAGAUCUAGAUCUCGCUCUGGUGGAGAAUCAGAAAUUGAGGAGCGUCGUUCUGUUGUGGACUCAGAUGAAGAGGUGGGCGGUCCAUCGCCCAAAAAGAAAAAGAAGCGCAACGCAGUGAGCGAUGAUGAAGGAGAACAGCGUGCAGGAGGAGGCGCUGAGGAGGGUGAGCAGGGUAAAGAAGAGGCCAAAGCAGACACCUCUGCGGCUGAGGGCGCUGCUGCCGCUGCUACUGCCGUCACCGCCGCAGAUGGGUCAGACUCAGAUGAAGGACCUGUUUAUGAUGGCGACCGGGACCAGGGUCUGUCCGACUUUGAAAUCAUGCUUCUGCGCAAAAAGGAAGGCCGCGGCAGGAGAAAAAGAAAGGACAUCGAAAUCAUCAACGAUAACGACGACAUGAUUGCGCAGCUGCUUGGCGACAUGAGAUAUGCUGCCGAAGAGGACCGCAUGCUGAACAUAGCCAAGAAGCCGGCCACAAAGAAGAUAGCCUUGCUGCCAAAGGCAAUGUCACAGAUCAAGAAGAGGGACUUGCAACUGGCGUUUGUGGAGCACAACAUGCUAGCCGUUCUCACUGAGUGGCUGGCGCCAAUGCCAGACAAGUCGUUGCCUGCGCCAAAAAUUAGAACUGAAAUUUUAAGACUUCUAAAAGAGUUUCCUUCUGUCGAUCAACAAACAUUGAAACAAGCGGGCAUAGGAAAGGCUGUCAUGUACUUGUACAAACACCCUAAGGAAACUAAGGAAAAUCGAAUCAUCGCUGGAAAGUUGAUUAACGAAUGGGCGAGGCCAAUUUUCAACGUGUCAGCUGAUUUUAAAGCAAUGAGUAAGGAAGAACGCGAACAGAGAGAUUUGGAGCAGUGUCCUAAGCGGCGGCGCACUUCAGACUACGAUGGCGGGGAAGGACCGUCCAGAGAAAACAUUGAAGGCGCUAUGACAGGUGAUAGAUCCAAGGGUGGUCCUGGCCAGCCUGGUUGGGUGCCCAGGGCUCGCGUGCCGAUGCCAUCGAUGAAAGAUUACGUUGUUAGGCCCAAGUGGAAGGUUGAGACCGACAUAAGCAAAUCCACCAAGAAACAGAUGAACAGAUUUGAGAAGCAUCUCAAGAACUUCCAAGACCUGAAAAGAAGCAAAGAAGCGAGACGAGCCAUUGAUAUAUCAAUCGAAGGUAGGAAGAUGGCGCUUUGAAAAAUUUUAUUGUGAUUUUCCGUACUAUCACAAAGGCUGCAAUUUAUAUUAGCUUAUAUUGGAGACAAACUGGAAAUGUUCGUAGUAUGGCAUUGUUUAAUGGGACUACCAGGACCACACCUUAAUAUUUUUGUUGGAGUACGCAAUUCAUUUUUACCUUUGGCCUCGCCGUGAAUGACCACACGCUGGGUUGAUUAAUUCAACAAGCCCAGAAAUCAGUAUCUGAAUAGCAUAAAUAAUUUAAGUAUCAGCCAUAAUGACAUGAGUUGAUACUGACAAUAUUCUUGUACAGCUGGACUAAUUUUAACUUUAUUUGUAAUUUUGCAUCAGAAAAGUCACUCAAUGCCAUUUUCCUAAAAAUUUCUAAGGGGAUUGUUUCCCUUCCCUUGAAUUGUGGAAGUUAAUAAAGAAUUAUUCAGAUUGGUAAAUAA